CGGACGACGAAUUCGUCCGUAGCGCCCUGUGUAAACCGUCCGUCCGCCGUUGCCCGAACGACAAAAUCCGAGGUAAAAGCCCGUACUUCGCUAUUUUCGCGAACUUCAACACGUCCACAGUACUCAUCGUGUUGAGCACGAUUGGAACGUAGACUUCGUCUAUCCCGUGCACGAGCAAUUACGUUGCAUCCUUUCGUUGUUGCGUAAAAUUAAUCCGAUUUAGGUGACCUCGACGUAACAUAACCUACAAAUCCGUCUUGAACUACCGCCUUCUGGUUCUCCUUCUUCUGACAACUCUAUCGUGCUUUUACGUAGACCAAUUCUAUAUCGACAUUUUUAAUUCCUUAAUCUCAUCGAUAUUCUUUCUUUCGAAAAUUUAUCUCGGUGUCAUAUGAUUUAUUAUUAUCGGAAUAUGUUUUCUAUCGAAAGUGAAAACCUGAUGUGUAAUAACUUGGACCCUUUUAGGCUCACGGCCCAACCCACUUUUUAAUCGCAAUGGUGUACUAAGACAUCGAUCAACAUAAUAUUUGCAAAGUAAGAAUAUUAAGCCAGUCUGAAAAAUGAAUAAUCAAGCAUUCAGUUUGGCAGAAAAGCUUAUACCUUCUACGUAUGUGCAACAAGGUUUAAAUGCAAAGAAAAUUCGCGAAAACCAUAUAAGACAUUUUAUCGAACAUAGACAAUGGCCAGAAGAGGGAUGGGACGACGCAACAAUAGAAGCUUUUCUUUCCGAUCUAUCCCAAAUGGAUAGCAACAAUUUUCCUUCUAACUGUAGCGUUGGAGAACGUGAAGCAAGAAUUGCAUCGAAUAUUGUAGCAAGGAGACAUUUUCGCAUGGGACACGGUAUUGGUAGAUCGGGUGAUUUAGAAGAAGUACAACCGAAAGCUGCUGGUAGUAGUCUCAUGUAUAAAUUAACAAAUGCUCUGGUAUUGGAAGUAUUGCGCUAUAUGGGUGUAAAAAGUAUAGCUGGUUGUUUCUUAUCUCCUAUGGCUACAGGCAUGAGUUUAGUAUUAUGUAUGCUGACUCUCAAACAAGAUAGACCACGAGCAAAAUAUGUUUUAUGGCCUCGAAUUGAUCAAAAAUCAAGUUUCAAAUCUAUAAUUACAGCAGGUUUAGAACCUAUAGUCAUUGAAAUGCAAAUAGUUGGUGACGAAUUAAAAACAGAUAUACAAAUGCUCGAAUCUCAAAUGUUAGCUCUUGGAGAAAGUGUAGUUUGUGUAUUAACAACAACAAGUUGCUUUGCACCUAGAGCAUGUGACUCGGUUGAUUCAAUUGCAAUUUUGUGUACACAAUAUAAUAUACCUCAUUUAGUGAAUAAUGCUUAUGGAUUACAGAGUUCAAGAUGUAUGCGUCUCAUACAAGAGGCAUCUCGUAAGGGUCGCGUUGAUGCAUUUGUUCAAAGCACUGAUAAAAAUUUUCUUGUACCCGUGGGUGGUGCAAUAAUUGGAUCAUUUGAUAAAAACAUUUUGAGUCGUAUAUCAAAAAUGUAUCCAGGUCGUGCAAGUGCAAGUUCUACUAUGGAUGUUAUGAUAACAUUAUUAAGCCUUGGCAUAGCAGGUUACAAGCAACUUAUUACUGAACGUAAAGAAAUGUAUGCCUAUCUUAAAGAGGAACUUGGAAAAAUAGCAGCGAAACAUGGAGAACGUUUAUUAGAUACGAAAGGAAAUCCAAUAUCAAUGGGAAUGACAUUACAGUGUUUAAGUCAUCAACAUGAUAAUAAGCAAGUUACAACCCUAGGCUCGAUGUUGUUCCUUCGUAAUGUUAGUGGUACUAGAGUAAUCACUACGACAGACUCUAAGCACAUUAUUUCGCACAAGUUUGAAGGGUGGGGUGCUCAUAACAGUAAUUAUCCAGUACCAUAUAUAACUGUUGCUGCAGCUUUAGGUAUGAAAAGAUCAGACGUUGAAGCAUUUAUACAGAGACUAGAUAAAGCAUUAACAAAAGUACGAAGACGUUCUGCUUCUGUAACUCCGACAGCAUCACUUGCUGGAUCUAGUAUUAAUGGAGAUGCUGGUGGUGCUGGUGGACCAGGUGAAUCCAGCACAGCUUCAACCAGCCGUGCAAGUAGUAAAGAUAGUUUGCGAAAAUGAACCGUAAUCAACGCAACUGGCCAGUCAAAUCAGCACAUUAAUAUUAAUUUGUAAGUAAAUUAUUACUUGCAAUUAAUAUAUUUUUCAUAUCUCUGCAUAAUUACUUGUAUCAAAACAACAAUCUUAAAUUUGAUUAUAAAAAUGAAAUAUAUUUUUACAUAAUAUUAUUUAAAAUAUACACAUAUUUAAACAGAGAAUAUUUUUUUCACAUUG
Messenger RNA from Polistes canadensis, 2300 nucleotides. RefSeq names its product O-phosphoseryl-tRNA(Sec) selenium transferase (gene SecS). The record is from RefSeq and is a predicted model, not a curated record. NCBI's taxonomy places the organism in Eukaryota, Metazoa, Arthropoda, Insecta, Hymenoptera, Vespidae. Gene Ontology annotation, molecular function: tRNA binding; O-phosphoseryl-tRNA(Sec) selenium transferase activity. Gene Ontology annotation, biological process: selenocysteine incorporation; conversion of seryl-tRNAsec to selenocys-tRNAsec. The transcript is spliced from 6 exons. Bases 561 to 2087 code for a protein of 508 amino acids.